UUGAUCGGUCGUGCAUGAGAUGGAAGCCAUUUCCUAUCGCACUUUAUUAUCAUAGUUCACGUAAUAUUUGUGUUAAUGCACAACCAAAAAUUGGGUCUUAGCUUAAAUAAGGGCUUUCAGCGUCGCCUUGUAUUCAGAGAAAGGGAUAGUCUGUUUUCCGAUAUAUUCCCUCGGACAAAUUCGGCCCAAUUCGGUAGAGGCCGGAGAAAUGGAUGAGUCUGAAUCGGCAACGAAGGGACUCGGGUUGGAGGAGGCGUCCGAAAGUGCUGCCGUUGUGCCGGUAGUGGAGGGGGAGGGCUCGGAUACUGAAUCGGAGGCCGAAGUUGCUACGAUGACUGUAAUGGGUGAACCGGGAAAUAUCGAAAUCGGAGCCGAGUCCUUACCGAACGCAGACGAGGCAGAGACUGCGUUUGCAGAAGUGACCACUGUGACUGUGGGAGAUGUGCAGGCAGGAGGAGAGAGUGUCUUCACUACAUCCGUUGCCACGGCAGCAUCGAUCUCGGAGCAUGUUCUCGCUGGCAGGACCGCCCUGCAGAUCGGGGACGGCCUCAAUCCCCAGAAGGCCACCCUCAUCGUCGUCCACACCGACGGGAGCAUCGUGGACGCCACGGGGUUAAAGGCGACGGGCACGCCCAUCACUCCUGGUCCCCAGACGCCAUCCACCCCGAUGACCCCCGGGCACGAGAAGGACGGCUCCAAGUACAACUGGGACCCGUCCGUCUACGACAACGAGCUUCCCGUGCGCUGCCGAAACACCAGCGGAAUGCUGUACAAAAACAGGCUGGGCUCAGGAGGGAAGGGGCGCUGCAUUCGGCAUAAUAACAGCUGGUACACGCCCACGGAGUUCGAGUGCAUGUCCGGCAGGGCCAGCAGCAAGGACUGGAAGAGAAGCAUCCGCUACGCGGGACGCCCCCUGCAGUGCCUCAUACAGGAGCGGAUCCUGAACCCCCACGCGGCCUCAUGCACGUGUGCGGCCUGCUGCGACGACCUGCCUGUGUGCACCAAGGAUGGAGAUUCUUUCAGAGCGGACAACGUAAACAUGACCGGCCCGGUCAGACUGUUCGUCCCGUACAAGAGACGGAAGAAGGACAGCGAGCGCCCCGUCACCCCCGAAAAGAAAGAAGUCCAGGUCCAGUCUCCGAAAAACAUCACCCUGACCCCCGGAGCCACGUUCACAGUUAUGACGUCACUUCCUGUCCCUCCAGUCACAGUGACGCCGUCGGGGCAGAUCACGACCUCGGGCACGCUGACCUUCGACAGGACGCCCGUGGGCGACGCCACCGCCGUCAUCUCCGAGAGCCCGGCGCAGGCGGACGUCUUCGCUGGCACGGCGGUGACGCUGACGUCCCUGCCGGCCCUGGCCAUGGCCCCCCAGGCUCUGCAGCCCAAGCCCGAGUCGGUGGGCGUGGCCAACGGGCUGGACGCCUCCGAGCAGCGCACCUGGGCGUACCUGGAGGAGACGGCCAACGCCCUGAUGAGCACCGUGCAGCAGCUCAAAGUGCUGAUCCAGCAGGCCAAGCAGGCCAGCCACGCCCACAGCAAAGGCCCCGCCCCCCGCAAGGACUCCUUCCAGGGUCAGAUGACCUUUCAACCCUCUGAUGACCCUGAUGGGAAACACACUGAGGUUAUCAUUAAGCAAAUGUGUGUGAAUUGUGGCCGGGAGGCCAGCAGCGAGUGCACCGGCUGCCACAAGGUCAACUACUGCUCUGUCUUCUGCCAGAGGAAGGACUGGAGGGAUCACCAGCAUACCUGUUGCCAGCCAGGUGCUGUGGUCUCCAUGCAGGAGGAGGUGCAGGGCGGAGUGGUGGAGGUGGAGAAAGUCAAAGCCUAGCAGAUCUCUCUGUUUCCCGGGCAACAGAGUACUCAGGGCCCCUCCCCCAUGCACAGCACACUCUCUCACACACACACA
Anguilla anguilla (European eel) is the source of this 1909-nucleotide messenger RNA. It is a transcript of the gene deaf1, whose product is annotated as DEAF1 transcription factor. Bases 209 to 1831 code for a protein of 540 amino acids. The transcript is spliced from 13 exons. Gene Ontology annotation, cellular component: nucleus. Gene Ontology annotation, biological process: regulation of transcription by RNA polymerase II. Gene Ontology annotation, molecular function: DNA binding; DNA-binding transcription factor activity, RNA polymerase II-specific. The record is from RefSeq and is a predicted model, not a curated record. NCBI's taxonomy places the organism in Eukaryota, Metazoa, Chordata, Actinopteri, Anguilliformes, Anguillidae.